UCAAGAAGUGAAAGUUCUGUCAUCGUGUCUGCAAAGUGUUUUUUUUUCUUCUCGUGAAAAUAUCAAAUGAAAUCGUUCUUUCGAGGCGAUUUUCACAUAAUAUGAUACGUAAGAGUGAAAAAUCGCCUGUGUGGAAAAUCAUCAAGAGAGGAAUAGGCAUUGGAAUAGCUGCAGAAGUGGCCUUUCUCGUUGGUUCUUAUGCUGUGUGGCAUCGCAUGAACACAAAUAGUGAUUUUCGAAAGUACAUGCACGAGAAUUAUCCGUACUUCCUGGAAGGAUUCUACAGAGUUGGUGAACUUUUGGGCAAAGGAGCUGAAAUUCGUCAAUUGGACGCUACUCAGUGGAAUAACAGGAGUGAGGUGAAGAAGGACUGGUGAGUUGAAAAAACUAGU
Messenger RNA from Phlebotomus papatasi, 392 nucleotides. Its product is annotated as protein CEBPZOS. The record is from RefSeq and is a predicted model, not a curated record. The transcript is spliced from 2 exons. NCBI's taxonomy places the organism in Eukaryota, Metazoa, Arthropoda, Insecta, Diptera, Psychodidae. The coding region runs from base 102 to 377 and encodes 91 amino acids.